AUGGAAGCGCCACCCAAACCGACGACGUCGUCGCUUUUCGAGGUUUAUUUACGUCUCCGACCAUCGUUCGCACCCAAUGCAGAGAGAUUCCUCGACGUCGACACUGCCGACGACAAGGCAGCGCCGACACACAUCACAAUCCACCCACCCGCCCACGACCAGCGGAGAAAAGCUGUCGAGACUUUCAAGUUCACACGAGUGUUUGAAGAGGAGGCUACACAAUUGGACUUGUUCCAUGGCACUGGCUUGGACUCGAUGAUGCAGGGUGUGCUGGGCGCCGAGGGUAGAGAGGGACGUGACGGUCUCUUUGCUACUCUCGGUGUCACUGGCUCGGGAAAGAGUCACACGAUCCUGGGCUCGCGCUCGCAGCGUGGCCUCACCCAACUCGCCCUCGACGUCCUCUACCAGAACCUCGGUGACCAGCUCAUCUCGACAAGACGCGACCAACUCGCUCUCCAGUCCAUCUUCUCCUCAGAUACCUCCGAAGCGCAUAUGUCAGCGGCCAAUCAGUACCUCGAAUCCAUCUACGGCGAUGCUCCGUCAGACACUCGUGCCCACUCGAGAGCGCAAUCAAGAGCCGCAACUCCCCUCAUGACCGAUCAGCGCCAUUCAUGUGUGCCAAACCCUCAACCGCAAUCCUCAUUCUUCAGUUUCCUUCAGCGCCCGCAAGCUAAGACGCAGCCACCAAAGGAUAUCUCCUUCGUUUCAAACCCCCGUCCCUCGUCCGCUAUGGCUCCCAAGCGCCACAUGCCCAGAGUCUCUAGCAUGCCCCAGUUCCCCAUCAUCCAAGGCACCGACCUCGACGUCGACCAAUCCGCCGAAUUCGCCAUUGUCGUCAGCAUGUACGAAGUCUACAACGAUCGCAUCUUCGACUUGCUCGCUGGUUCCGCCGCCUUCCAGCCCUCAAAGACAUCAACAGCUAAACGCAGACAUUUACUCUACAAGAGCACCGAACACAGCCCUGACCGCAAAGUCGUCGCUGGUCUACGAAAAGUCGUAUGCGAGAACCUCGAUGAGGCCCUUCUUGUGCUUGAGACCGGUUUGACAGAACGUAGAGUUGCUGGCACGGGGAGCAAUGCUGUCAGCAGUAGAAGUCACGGCUUCUUUUGUGUCGAAGUCAAGAAGAGACUUGCAGGCGCUGCGACCUCAAACUGGUCCAGCAGUGCCUUGACCAUCGUUGAUCUUGCUGGCUCCGAACGCGCCCGCGCAGCAAAAACAGCAGGCUCCACUCUCGCCGAAGCAGGCAAAAUCAACGAGUCCCUCAUGUAUCUCGGCCAGUGCAUGCAGAUGCAGUCCGACAACGCUGACCCCUUGAAGUCAUCCGCUAUCGGCAUCAUGAUUGUGACUGCAGACCCCUUGGGCGAUUACAACGCUACAAGUCAGAUCCUCCGCUACUCUGCUCUAGCUAGAGAAGUCACCGUUCCUCGCAUACCCAGCUACACCAGCACCAUGGUUCCUCUGGCUCGCCCUGGUACUUCUGCUUCUGGCCGUCUCACACCUUCAAAUCCUGCCUCCAACGAUGCAGCGCUGGAAGCUGCCCUAGCUGAACUCGCCCUGCUUCGUCAAGACCUCGAACUCACUCAACUGCGACUUGAAGAAGAAACUCAACGCCGCAAGGAAGCUGAAGCGUCUUGGUUGACUGCUUCUUCACAACUCGAAACCCUGGAACUCGAACUCCGCGAGGAGAUUUGGGAAGAGUUCGAAGGACAACUCGCACACGAACGUCAGCGAUACCUUGCUCAUCGUGAUGCAGAGCAAGAAAAUGUGAACCAACACAUGGACGCCAAAUUGGACCUGCUCUCCCGAGGAAUGAGCCAAGUAGAGGUAUGUGAAGAUGCAGACGCAGAAGGUGAAGAGAAGAUUGCAGAGUUGGAAGAGGAAAACGAAAGACUCAGAGAGAAAGUGGAGAGGAUGGAACGGGAGAGGGAAAACCAAAGCCCGGUGCGCAAGAUGCGAGUGUUGAAGCCGAGGAAGUGGGAGGGUCAAGAGGAGUUUGGAGUGGGUUUCAUGGGAAGUCCCUAA
Molecule: messenger RNA, 2022 nt
Organism: Aureobasidium namibiae CBS 147.97
Lineage: Eukaryota; Fungi; Ascomycota; Dothideomycetes; Dothideales; Saccotheciaceae
Product: P-loop containing nucleoside triphosphate hydrolase protein
Exons: 5
Coding region: 1-2022 (673 amino acids)
Biological process (GO): microtubule-based movement
Cellular component (GO): kinesin complex; nucleus; microtubule
Molecular function (GO): microtubule binding; ATP binding; ATP hydrolysis activity
Source: RefSeq, a predicted model, not a curated record